AUGCUGAUGAUUAGAGUAUGGGCUCAGGUACAAGCAACUAAUCGACGAUUCAAUGUGACAGCACCUAUACCGGAUUCUCCUUAUGUGGCUGGUCAAAUCGUACCUGUUACUUAUACUUUACCAGAUGAUGCUAAUUUACCUUCUGUUCUUGGAUUAGCCGUUUAUUUUACAACAAGAGAUCCUUCUUUACCAUUUGUUCAGGCCACUAUUUCCGACAAUGCUGAUCUUAGUCAAGGAUUCAGUUUUAGACAUACCACUAAUACUGAAGUUUAUUAUGAACAUCAAUUGAAUUAUGGUAUUCCCAAAGAAACAAAGGCUGGUAAUUAUCAAAUUGUUUUUGUCGAUACCAAAGGUGGUGGCAAUACAAGUAUACCUAUUGUGGUUCGUCCUUAUUCCUCUAAUCCAUCUGCUUCUUCUACCAAUAAACCUCAAGUCUCUAAUAUCUUUUUACAAGGCAAUUCUGCAUCAUCCACAUCCCAUUUUGUAGUUUAUAAUCCAUUAGGUUUUUUCUUGAUGUUUAUUUUCUAUACCUUCUCAUUCUAA
Messenger RNA from Halteromyces radiatus, 543 nucleotides. RefSeq lists its product as uncharacterized. The record is from RefSeq and is a predicted model, not a curated record. The coding region runs from base 1 to 543 and encodes 180 amino acids. NCBI's taxonomy places the organism in Eukaryota, Fungi, Mucoromycota, Mucoromycetes, Mucorales, Cunninghamellaceae. The transcript is spliced from 3 exons.